CGCGGAAGAGCUGCUGUCAAAACUUCCGUGAAGACGCUGCCGGGAUUAAACAGGGCUCAGACCGGGGAUCUCUCCGUAACCGCGGUUUAAACCCCUCAGCCGGGCUCAGAGCAGGGGCCGGGCUGUGUAACAGCCGUGUGAGUGAGCAGCACAGGCCGGUAGCGGGGUCAGAGCCGCAAACUCCGCCGCUGUUCGCGGUUGGUCUACAGUAACUAACAGCAGCAGCAGCGAUGGCGUCCAGCUACAGCGCUAAGGAAGAGGACGGGCAACGCGCCGGGGCUCCGGGACCCGCGGGCAACGCAAACAGUGGAAAGAAGCCCGACAACACCGCCUUCAAACAGCAGCGCCUGCCCGCCUGGCAGCCCAUCCUCACCGCGGGCACCGUGCUGCCGGCCUUCUUUAUUAUCGGCCUCAUCUUCAUCCCUAUCGGCAUCGGCCUGUUCGUCACCUCCAACAACAUCAAGGAGUUCGAGAUCGAUUACACCGGGACAGAUUCAUGGAGUCCGUGCUACAAUUGCGCUCAGAACUACAGCUGGAACAGCUCGACGCCGUGCAGGUGCACACUGCCCUUUACUCUUGAGCAGCCAUUUGAGAGCAAUGUUUUUAUGUACUAUGGGCUGUCAAACUUCUACCAAAACCAUCGCCGCUAUGUUAAAUCUAGAGAUGACAGUCAGCUGAAUGGAGACCUCUCAUCACUGAAGUAUCCCAGUAAAGAAUGUGAGCCAUAUCGCCUAAAUGAAAACAAGCCCAUUGCCCCAUGUGGUGCUAUUGCUAACAGCAUGUUUAAUGACACGCUAGAAUUGUACUACAUCGAUCCCAAUGGAACCCAGACCCUAAUUCCAUUAAUGAAGAAGGGAAUUGCGUGGUGGACAGAUAAGCAUGUAAAAUUCAGGAACCCUGGUGGCAGUAAUGCCAACCUUACAGCUGUUUUCCAAGUCAGCACAAAGCCAGUCAACUGGCGCAACCCAGUGUACGAGCUGGACAGUGACCCAGAGAACAACGGCUUCAUUAAUGAAGACUUCAUCGUUUGGAUGCGAACAGCUGCCCUGCCCACUUUCAGGAAACUCUAUCGCAUUAUCCAAAAGAAGAACAACAUGACACCCACACUACCCAGGGGCAACUACACCCUAGAAGUUGUUUACAAUUAUCCUGUGAACAGCUUUGAGGGCCGUAAGCGCAUGAUCCUGAGCACCAUCUCGUGGAUGGGAGGGAAAAACCCCUUCCUGGGCAUUGCUUACAUCACUGUGGGCUCUGUCUGCUUCUUCCUUGGAGUGGUCCUCCUUUUCAUCCACCACAAAUACGGAAAUCGAAACAACAGCUCUGACAUUCCAAAUUAACUACAACUGCAUGCCCUCCACCCGCCCUCAGUCACAUGCAUGGUGAAGGCCACCUGCUUACUGUCAAGGCUUGUCUAUGUGUGUGUCUUUUGUGUAUUUGAAUAGUAUGCAUGUAGUCGCACAGAUACUGGCAGCACUUUGGAGGGUUGAUGUGUAUGCUGUGUUUAAAUGAGAUGGCUUGCAGCAAGGUGUGAAUUUUCUAUUUAUUUUUUGAGAUAAGAAUGUUCUGAGGUAAGUUAAGGUAUACUUUUUAUUACGUUGUUUCUGUGUGUUGAAGAUGAUUCUACGGGCUGUCUCUUAAUGGCUUUAAGUGCUUUAACUGAAGUGUAUAUAUUUAAAUACGAACAAGUGUAGCAUUGCAGACUUUUACUUGAGGAUUGCGUUUGAAAUAACUGGAUGAAUGUAUAUAAGCUUUACUUUCAGUCUGAUUUCAAGCUGAUUUCAGUCUAAUUCUUGCCCGAGUCUUGCUGCCUAAAGAAAGUGAUGUUAGACACCUGACAUUAAAUGUUCAGGCUUGUUUAACUAGAUGUAUGACUACUUGCGACCUUUGCUUACAAAGAUUUUUGCCUCCACCAAUUUAGAGGACAGAUUUACCAUUGAAGUGGUCAGUACAACACACAGUUUCCCAGGUGUAUAAUGAAUAUAAAAAAAUGACUGAUCGAUUCACAGGUUUUAGUGACAUAAUGACUGUUCUCUCUAAACAGUGAUUUCAUGUUUUUCAUGGAUAGGUCAAUAAGAGGAGGAUAAGGACUGUUCCUAUUGAGAAAUCCUCAGGUUGAGCUGAGUUUGUCCUGCCAAGCCGACUUCCACAGGGGUGUGUUGGAGCAUUGCAGACUUCAUCACCUUCAUGUUAGGUCUGCACAUUGUUUGCAUUAUUCAAAUGCAGCUACGUGUACUACAUGUCUUUUUCUUUUUUUAAAUCAGUUUUGGAGAUUUGCUGUGUGUCUUUUAUUUUAUCUGUCACAAGUCAUCCUGUCUAUAAUAUUUUCAGCCGUUAUUUGCACUUUAGACAUGCCUUAGCUUACUUGACUCUUUUGGUUUCUUCAGUGGAGCUGUGUCUUUCAUUCCUGAUGAAAUAAACAAAUACAAUUGAACCCA
Molecule: messenger RNA, 2435 nt
Organism: Astyanax mexicanus (Mexican tetra)
Lineage: Eukaryota; Metazoa; Chordata; Actinopteri; Characiformes; Acestrorhamphidae
Product: cell cycle control protein 50A
Exons: 7
Coding region: 231-1337 (368 amino acids)
Biological process (GO): phospholipid translocation
Cellular component (GO): endoplasmic reticulum; Golgi apparatus; plasma membrane
Source: RefSeq, a predicted model, not a curated record